Molecule: messenger RNA, 829 nt
Organism: Megalobrama amblycephala (Wuchang bream)
Lineage: Eukaryota; Metazoa; Chordata; Actinopteri; Cypriniformes; Xenocyprididae
Product: cystatin-like protein
Exons: 4
Coding region: 47-490 (147 amino acids)
Source: RefSeq, a predicted model, not a curated record
CUGACCAGAUCAGGCAAACAGUGAAGAACUUCAGUUACUUGUCAAGAUGAAAGGUUUACUGUUACUGUUUAGCACUCUGUUACUGCUGGAGUCAACGGUGGGAGACAAAGAAUAUCAUCAGCUAAGCCAAUAUGAGACAGAUAUUAUUGACAGAGCAAUAGAAGAAGCCAAUGACAGAUAUGGAAGAACCAAACAUCUUGAUUUUGCCUCCAUUAUAAGUGCAAAUUAUGAUAAGCGCAUACUUAAUGUGUUAUUAAAACCCACCUCAUGUAAGAAGACAAAAGUGUUUGUCCAUCGGAAAGACUGUAAAAUCCAAGAUGAGGCUAGACCUAGAGUUUCUUGUGUUGAUUGUCGUGGAAAAAUGUCCUGUUUGCCUCUCAGAGAAAAAACAAAGAUUAAACAGACAAUAUUUGAAUGUUCGCAUCACCAUAUUGGGGAAGGACAUCUGAUGGCACUCUUAGCAGGAAAUGAGCAACAAACAGAAAAUUAGCAACAACCUAAAUGUCUGGAAUGUGCCUGGGAAAUAAAAAUGCAACUGGCCAUAUGAAUUAAAAAACAAAACUACUAAUGAAAUGUACCCUGUAAACUUGGCCUCUCAGGUAACAGAAAAUUAUACAUAUAGAGUUUCUUUAACUAGAAUUUAAUUAUGAAGAUUAAUGUGUAUUUUUGCUCAACUAGCAGUUUUCAAUGUUUCAAUGUAAUGAUGUAAUUUUGAGAGAAAUAUGGAAAAUAAAGUAGCCUUAAUUAGUAUGUCCUAGUGUCGAAUAACAUACAAGUCAAAUUCAUAAUUGUUUAAAAAAGUAAAAAAAAAAAAAAAAAAAAAAAAAAA